Messenger RNA from Durusdinium trenchii, 654 nucleotides. The record is from the annotation of a GenBank genome assembly. Lineage: Eukaryota; Dinophyceae; Suessiales; Symbiodiniaceae.
AUGAUAGCGCCAUGGCUAAACCAACGAGACAAAGUCCGAAAAAAGGAUGCAUCGCCAAGCUCACACAGAAAACGCAUUGUGAAAUGUCUUUGCCAGGAGGCACAUAGGCACUCAGCGGCGACAAAUCAUGAAACGACGAACCCCUGCCUUUUCGGACUGCAGUUUUUUUCUCAAGCAAGAACCGUUGGUGCGAUGGCUCCCCCACAAAGCUCUGGACUCCGCUCGGAGGGGCUUUUGCCCGCAGUUGGCGUUGGUGCUGCUGUUUAUUUCACGCUAAGUGCUAUAUCCCUCAGUACUUUGGGGCUAGUUGGCGUUGGUGCUGGGGUUGGCUACGGCGUGGGAAGUUGGGCGGUGGAGAAGAUCCGGCAGAAGCGUUGCGAGAAGCAGAUGGAGAUGUUGCCUGCGGAGCUCAAAGCUGCCCUGACGCAAUGGCACGCAUUCUUGGCAUCUCGUCUUGGACGGGAUUCACAACCCAAUCCCGCUGAAGCAGAGGCACUCUUCGCUGAAUUUGCCCAACUACAGCCCUUCUACGCUCAGCAGGUUCAGAACUUCGUCCAUGCCCACGGUGGCAGUACAGUUGGCGGAGGUGCGUAUGCAGAAGGGAGAGGUGUGUCAUCUAUGCAAGCAGGCCGUGUACCUGUUGCAGAAGUGUGA